Penicillium soppii is the source of this 2460-nucleotide messenger RNA. Its product is annotated as Hexokinase N-terminal. Bases 1 to 2460 code for a protein of 819 amino acids. The record is from RefSeq and is a predicted model, not a curated record. The transcript is spliced from 7 exons. Gene Ontology annotation, molecular function: D-glucose binding; glucokinase activity; ATP binding. Gene Ontology annotation, biological process: intracellular glucose homeostasis; glycolytic process; DNA damage checkpoint signaling. NCBI's taxonomy places the organism in Eukaryota, Fungi, Ascomycota, Eurotiomycetes, Eurotiales, Aspergillaceae. Gene Ontology annotation, cellular component: checkpoint clamp complex; cytosol; mitochondrion.
AUGUCGAACUUUCGAUAUCGACCAGAGAUUCUGGAUGGUGUGAGCGAUGAGCUGACCAGAGAAUUGAAGGAAUGUGAAGGCAUGGUUAUAGUUGAUGGACCCAAACUGAAGACGAUCACCGAUCAUUUCGUCAAGGAGCUGGAGAAAGGACUUUCCGUGGAGGGCGGAUGCAUUGUCAAGAAGCCCAUGAACGUAACAUGGAUAUCGAGGUACCCAACCGGUAAUGAGAAAGGACGGAUUCUGACCAUGGACAUGGGAGGGACAAAUCUACGCAUAUGCGACGUAUGUCUGUCCACAGGAAGGAGAGACUUUGAUCAGAUCCAGCGGAAGUAUAAGCUCCCAGAUGGAAUCAAGACAAGCACCCUAGAGACACUGUGGGAUUUCAUAGCGGAUCGACUAUCGUCUUUUCUGGAUGAUCACCAAAACGGUGAAGAAGAAAAAAGGCCACUGCCAUUGGCAUUCACCUUUUCAUUUCCUGUCGACCAAAGGUCUAUCCGGAGUGGAACCCUGCAGCGGUGGACGAAAAACUUCAACGUGCCCGGAGUGGAAGGGAAUGACGUCGUACCCCAAAUAGAAGCUGCACUGCAAAGAAAGAAUCUCCCGGUAAAAGUAGUGGCCCUGAUCAACGACACGUCGGGAACGCUCGUCGCGUCCCAUUACCGGGACCCACAGGUCAAAAUCGGCAGCAUCUUUAGCACCGGUUGCAACGCGGCAUAUAUGGAAGACUGCCGGGAUAUCCCCAAGCUCCGUGAGUAUGGGCUUCCAGAAGACGCAACUGUAAUCAUCAAUACUGAAUACGGUGCCUUCGAUAACGAACGCAAAGUGCUGCCCCUGACCCUGUUCGACCACCAAAUUGACAAACAAUCUGCUCGACCGGGCACUCAAAUCUACGAGAAGAUGGUGGCAGGGCUAUACAUAGGCGAGAUGUUGCGACUGAUGCUCUUAACGAUGCAUGAGAAAGGGGUAAUCUUCAAAGGGCAAGACGUAACCAAACUCCGGACAGAAAAUGCACUAGAGGCCUCAUUCCUGUCAAUCGCCGAGUUGGAUAAUUCUGAAGGUCUGACGGACAUGAAAGCCGAAUUCUCAGAGAUCCUUAACUUGAAAAGUACGCUGGACGAGUUGAAGGCGUGCCGUUAUCUUAUCGGGUUGAUCGCGACGCGUGCGGCGCGUCUUUAUGCAUGUGGGAUUGCCGCCAUUUGCAAGAAGAAGAACAUUCGCAAGUGUCGCGUUGGAGUUGAUGGGGCGGUGUUCAGUAAGUAUAGUAUGUUUAAGGGUCGAGCAACGCAAGGUCUUCGUGAAAUUUUCGAUUGGGAGCCUGGUGAAGAGGAUCUUAUAUCUCUCAAUGCAGCGGAAGACGGUUCUGGCGUGGGAGCAGCUUUGGUGGCGAGUUUGUCUCUCGAUCCAAGUGAACUGAAAGGACAGCUCACUGCGUCCCUCGCCUCUCUGGGUAAGGUGUGCUGGAUGCGCUUGGAAAGCGAGGUUGUCCGAUUUACCAUCAUCCCUGACCAAGGUACCCAAGUAUGGGCCACAAUACCAGUCGGUACCAUCUUCGAUGACACAACCUACGAACUCGAAUCCAACUCCGAUGCCAUAAACAUCGAAGUGAACAUCAGCGUCCUGAACCGCGCUCUCCGCUCAGCAUGGGGCUCAACACACACCCAGCUCCGCCUAACAAAAAAAGACAAACAACCUCUCCUAGCCUUAACCGUCCUCUCAACAGAAUGGACAGACGGUAACAUGGCCCUAGCCACGAGCACGGACGACAUAUCCACCAACCCAACCGACACAACGGGUGAUCGCGGGCCCCGCGAACGCCAGACCUGGAUCACGCAAGAAGUGCCCAUCAAGAUCCUGCACGAGUCCGCAGUCGAGGGUCUACACGAGCCGCACUGCCCAGACCCAGAGGUGCACAUUAUCCUGCCCAAUCUGGCCCAUCUGAAGAGUAUAUCUGAUCGAUAUACGAAACUCGCGUCAACGGGAUCGAAAGAGAAGCCCGGCGUAAUGGCGCCCGAGGCACCGGGCAUGAACUCCGUGUCGUUUAGCACAAAUGCAGGAACGACGCUGUCAACGAAUUCCUCGCCGAAGCUGGAGUUGUCGGCUAAUAUGCAUGGCUCGCUGAGGCUGGCUAUUGCAACUGAUGAGCUGCGCAUUGCUAGUGUUUGGUCAGAUCUUGUUAAUCCGCCGCUGGAUCCGGCGCAGAUGACGCAGGAGCAGAUCGAGCAGCUGCCCAGUGAGCGGAAUAGAAUGCGCGAGGCUAGGGAGGGGGAUGAGUCUGGUUGGGCAAGGGUGAGGAUUGAUGGGAAGGAUUGGAGUCGGGUACUUAGUAUUGGGAGACUUAGUCCUAAGGUCGUUGCUUGCUUCGUCAAUGAUAUGGCACUCGUUCUAUACGUUUAUCUGCCGGGGAGUUGGAAUGGGGAGGAGUCCUGUCUCACUUAUUAUAUCAAUUCCUUUACAACAUGA